UCAACCAAACAAUACCUCUGGUGAAACCGCCCUCACCGUCUGCAGAGCCGGAUGUUCAUCGAGCCUAUCGAAUGAUGGAGGACGAGGUGACCACCUUGAGGGAGAAGUUGCUGUCUCUACCGCAAAGUGAGAGGGAACAAGCAACGCCACAACGCUCUGGUUCUGAAAUCACUUGGGUUCGUACUCCGGCCCCCAGCGCGGAGCAUUCGCCAGAGCCAUCCCUUGUCAAGCGUGCUCGGCAAGGUCGCGAAACUCCAAGCUCGCCCGGAGGAAGAGCGCGGUCGACCCCGGAACCUCCCAUCUUGAAGAGGCACCGCCUUCAGGGUGGCAGCGUUUCUAACGCGCCUUCCAGACAGCCUGCGGCUCCCCAGAAGGCCUCUCGUGCGCAGAGAGUUAACGGUUGCCGUACCAGGGACGCCGGGGAUGACGUCAUUGGUCAGCGACAGGAGCGCGUCUGCAAGGACGUGGAUCUUGGAUCAGUCACCACGGAGGAAGUAGCAGCUCUGAUUCAGACGCGAGUGAUGGGAAAGGGAACGGACGUGGAGGAUGCAGCGCUGGUGCGGCUAGUGAGAGGCUUUCAGGCAGGGUCUUUGGAAGACUGGCGAGCGCACCUCAGGGAAUUGGCAGGCUGUAGGCCCCUCGUGGCGGCAGAGUGGAUUGGGAGUUGCGAUAACCUCGACAAAGUUGAGGACUCUGCCAUGAGGCUGAUUCAGCGUCACCAGGUGAUUGGGGAAAUGGUGGACAACGAGGUCGGCUCCGCAUACAUAGCCGGAGCUAUUCAAGUCAUUGAGAUCUUGAAAUUCGCUAUGGAUUGGAACGGCACUCGCGGAGAGGGCAGCAAGCGAGGGAAGACGCAGUUUUACAUCCGCGCCUUUCAAAAUUGUCCGCCCUAUGCAGAGGCCUACCGCACACUUGGAGACAAGGAGCGACGUACCGUCCUGGAAGAGCAUAAGAAUGCAUUUGCUACGUGGAAGAAGAGGAACGAGAUUGUCGUUACAGCAAGAAACCGCCUAUUAACGUUGUACAAUGCAUUCGGCUGUGCGGUGAUCGUGGACCCUUUCUGGAGACUAGACUCUAUGGGGAACCGCUGCUCUCGCAGUUUCACGGCUGUCGUCGAGCGCGUAUACGCCAGGAUGUGCGAUGAGUCAGAGGAUCCCGCUUCGACGCUGAAGGAGCAUAACAAGGUCGCAUACACCGCGUUAAAGAGGAUUUUCACUGUCGUGCACUCUCAACAGCUGGCGGCGAAGAUCGGGAAUUUUGUAAAGGAUCAUGAACCCACGUUUGCACUGGACUGGUAGAGACAUGCACGUUGAC
Messenger RNA from Phanerochaete carnosa HHB-10118-sp, 1314 nucleotides. RefSeq lists its product as uncharacterized. NCBI's taxonomy places the organism in Eukaryota, Fungi, Basidiomycota, Agaricomycetes, Polyporales, Phanerochaetaceae. The transcript is spliced from 6 exons. The coding region runs from base 72 to 1298 and encodes 408 amino acids. The record is from RefSeq and is a predicted model, not a curated record.